CUCCCCCACCCGACUCCAGGACAGUGCAGGAUACAGACGAGUUCAAAAGGAGUAGAUCUGAGCCUGCAGGACCCCCGGGGUGAAUCUGGAGCAGGACACAGCUCCCACCUAAACACUGAGUCUUCUCUGCAAGGAAACUGCAAGGGGGUGCAGCUGGAGAGGAGAUCCUGGGCUGGGGCAGAAGAACCUGACCCUGGACUAAGGCAGAAGAACCUGACCCUGGACUAAGGCAGAAGAACCUGACCCUGGGCUGAGGCAAAGGAACCUGACCCUGGGCUGAGGCAGAAGAACCUGACCCUGGGCUGAGGCAGAAGAACCUGACUCAGGACUAAGGCAAAAGAACCUGAUCCUGGGCUGAGGCAGAAGAACCUGACCCUGGGCUGAGGCAGAAGAACCUGACCCUGGGCUGAGGCAGAAGAACCUGACCCUGGGCUGAGGCAAAAGAACCUGACCCUGGGCUGAGGCAAAAGAACCUGACCCAGGACUAAGGCAAAAGAACCUGACCCUGGGCUGAGGCAGAAGAACCUGACUCAGGACUAAGGCAAAAGAACCUGACCCUGGACUAAGGCAAAAGAACCUGACCCUGGGCUGAGGCAGAAGAACCUGACCCUGGGCUGAGGCAAAAGAACCUGACCCUGGACUAAGGCAAAAGAACCUGACCCUGGGCUGAGGCAGAAGAACCUGACCCUGGGCUGAGGCAGAAGAACCUGACCCAGGACUAAGGCAAAAGAACCUGACCCUGGGCUGAGGCAGAAGAACCUGACCCAGGACUAAGGCAAAAGAACCUGACCCUGGGCUGAGGCAGAAGAACCUGACCCAGGACUAAGGCAAAAGAACCUGACCCUGGGCUGAGGCAGAAGAACCUGACCCAGGACUAAGGCAAAAGAACCUGACCCUGGGCUGAGGCAGAAGAACCUGACCCAGGGCUAAGACAGAAGACCCUGACCCUGGGCUGGUCACAAACAGUAGACCCUGAUCCUGAACUGGGCACAGGCAGAAGACCCUGACCCGGGCACAGGCAGAAGACCCGUGCUCUGUAGAGAAGACCCUUGUUCUGUAGAGAAGACCCUUGUUCUGUAGAGAAGACCCUUGUUCUGUAGAGAAGACCCGUGCUCUGUAGAGAAGACCCUUGUUCUGUAGAGAAGACCCUUGUUCUGUAGAGAAGACCCUUGUUCUGUAGAGAAGACCCUUGUUCUGUAGAGAAGACCCUUGUUCUGUAGAGAAGACCCUUGUUCUGUAGAGAAGGCCCUGGAUCUGUUCUCUUAGGACCACACUGAGAAGCAGGACUCGCUCUCCAAGGUGCUGAAGCUCCAGCUCAUCCCCAUCUCCAGCCUGGUCCUUGGAAAGUCCUAGGAUGACUCCCACCAGGGGAUGACCUGCCUUGGCUGCUGCAUCUCGUCACCAUCUCUUCUCCUCAGUCUCCCCAGAGCUGAAGCUUCUCUCUAUUUCUCCAGAUCGAUUUUACCAUCAUUGAGCUGGUUACACGCCAGAACCUUCUAUUGAUUUUCGGGUCUUCUCCUGAGGUCCCCCGACCACCCAGCUGCAGGACAGGAGACAGGAUCUUGGGCACUCUAGAUGGCACCAGAUCUGGAAGGAAUUAACUAGAGAAUAUUUUAUCUUUUUUUUUUUUAAUUUUUAGUUUUUUUUUUCCAGGCUCAAUGUUAAUGUGAAAUAAUACAAGGAGGCUGGAAUGGAAGGAUCGAACGGAUUUGGGAUUGACACCAUCCUGUCCCAUAGAGCCGGUAGCCCUGGGCUCGCUCAGGUGGACCCAUUGAUGGGGGACAGCAGGUCACCCCUAGAGCUCAGCCCCAGGUCAGAGGUCAGCAGCGUGUGUUCUCCUCCACCUUCACCGUCCAGAGAGUGUUUGGAGGCGGUCAGCACCAGACAAGGGUUGGCCCUGGGCAUCGAGUCCCAUCUCCAGCCCGGACUCUCUGCCCCUUCACAAUCCAGGACUGUCACUUCUUCAUUCCUAAUCAGGGACAUCUUAGCAGACUGUAAGCCCCUGGCCACCUGCGCCCCUUACUCCAGCAAUGGCCAGCCUGCCCAGGACCUGACCCACUGCCUGUCCGGCAAAACUGCUGAGGACUUUAGGGACAAACUGGAGAAAAGUAGCUGCUCCACCUCCUCAGAAUCUGAAUAUAAAGGUAAAGUAAAGGAGGAGGGGGAGCGGGAAAUCUCCAGCUCCAGGGAUAGCCCCCCGGUCCGGCUGAAGAAGCCCCGCAAGGCCCGCACCGCCUUCACCGACCACCAGUUGGCGCAAUUGGAGCGUAGCUUCGAGAGGCAGAAAUACCUGAGUGUGCAGGACAGGAUGGAGCUGGCGGCCUCACUCAACCUCACCGACACCCAGGUGAAGACCUGGUACCAGAACCGCAGGACAAAGUGGAAAAGACAGACAGCGGUCGGACUGGAGUUAUUGGCCGAAGCCGGAAAUUACUCUGCCCUACAAAGAAUGUUUCCUUCUCCGUACUUCUACCCACAAAGCCUUGUGUCCAACCUGGACCCAGGGGCCGCACUUUACCUCUACAGGGGUCCUACAGCGCCGCCGCCAUCUUUACAGAGACCGCUGGUCCCUAGGAUCCUCAUUCACGGACUUCAAGGUGGCGCCGAGCCCCCACCUGCCUUGCCCCCCCUAACGGGAGUCCUACAGAGGGCAGCACAGCCACGGUGAAGGGGGUCUACGGAAGCUAAACCGGGUGCCAAAUGACAUAGACUUCACCAAAACGCACCAGAGAACGGGUGACCUCAUCGGCGAUGGGGGAGCAGCGCUACAAAAACUUUUACUAAGACACAACUUUUUUUUUUUAAGUGACCUUGAGAGAUUUCGAAAAACUACGAAAAGUCUUGAAAAAGAAAAACAAAAAACAAAACGUUAAUAUGGUUUGAUCACUUAAUCUCAGAAACGGUAAUUUCCCGCAAAUAAUUUAUAUAUGACGUCAUCGGAAUUCGUAGCAUGAUGGAAGAACAUUCAAAGAUGUCAGAAUGUAAAAAACAAACAAACAAAAAAAAAAAAAAACGAUAAAUACAAAAAUGUCACCAACCAACAUGGCUGCCUUUAUUGUUGGUUGUCAACCAGGUUUCCCACAUUUGGUCGAGGAUGGGGGUAUAUAUUUUUUUUAAAUAUCUGGGGGUACAAAACUGCCCUAUAAUUUAUUGCUUGAAAAUGUUUGAAUUAUUGGAAAUCCUAGGGGGAGGGGUUGAGGUUAUGACAUUAAUUCCGGCAUCUUAUGUGGCAAAGGGGUCUUUGGGCCCAUUUAGUCACCAGGUCCCCCUAGAGCUGAAUUAGAAGUAUAGCAAGACCCUAAUGAUUUGAUUGACCAAUGGGUUUUCCGAAUGCUAAACUUUUUGUUCAUCUUCAUUUACACUGAUCAUUGUCAGUUUAGUGCAUGGUGUAAAGGGGCCCUAAUGUAAGGGGCCCCUGUGGCCCUUGCCAAGGUAUAAAAUAAUGAUUUCCUGAGGCCAAAAAAUUCACUGUGAUUUAAGAUCAGGCCUUCAUAAAACAUGAAUUAACUAAAAGGUUUUGAAUUAGCCAAUUGAAUGUCUCAGCCUGUAAGCCCCUCCCCAGAGGAUCCUUGUAACUACGGUUAAAUGUAUUUAAUACUGUAUACGUUGCUGCUAUCUCUGUAAGCCAGUGUAUCCCAACCAGGGUGCCUCUAGCUAUUACAAAACUACAUCUCCCAGCAUGCCCUUUGUCUGUUCUGGCAUGCUAGGAGUUGUUGUUUUUCAACAGCAGGAGGCACCCCGGUUGAGAAACACUGCUGUAAGCACUGACAUGUUGAUGUGAUCCAGCCAGGUUCAUAGGUCUGUGGUUCUAUAUCGCAGUGGAAAAAUUUUUAAAAAAUAUGCCCGAAUAUAAAAAACAAAAAAAAAUCUUUAAAUUAUUUGGAAAUUGUGAUCAUUCUGGAUUAACUGAUUUUAUUUCAGACUAAGAAGGAUCAGUGGUCUUCUGCCUGUACAUAGUCCUUUGUAUAUUAAGUGACCCCCCUCGUCUACCUAUUUAUAAAAUAAAAAAACACAACUAUUACAUUAUUAAAUAUGAUUUUCCCAGCAAAAAAAUGGGAACCGAAAAAAUUAAAAAACAGAGCUACAGAGAAAUGUAUAAAACCUCUUAUGUGCCACAAUAAACAGGUGUGACAGAAUUCUUUUUUUUUUUAUCACAUUCUGAGGUAGAUGGGAUUCUGCUCAUGAGAUUUUUGCAGGGGAAUCGCACAUUUUUGCAAAGUGUCCAGAGGAAUAUAUUAUAGGACUGUAAUAGGAUUGUCGCGUUACACAGUUUCUCUCCUUGCGCAUAACUGUCCAUGUGAGCAUGGCGAAAAAUGAAUUAGUGCCGGUGGCCAUUUUGUGACCUGAAACAGAACCAAGUCUUAUAAAUCACUUUGUCCCCUUAGAAAUGCAAAGUGACUUUGCUGACGCGCCAUUUUCUGCUGUGAUGUACGUCUUCAAAUCCAGCACUAGACCUUUCGUGAAUAUUAACCCACAAAAUGGCUACCUGCAGUCGGUAUAGUCAUGUCAUAGCAAAGCACAAAUAUGGUGUCAGCCAUCCAAUGACACGAUGGUAUAAGUACUUUUUAUAUUGCGAUUACCCAGCCAUGCCAUUUUAAAAUAUGGCGCAAAGCAUAUAUAUAAAUAUAUAUAUAUAUAUAUAUAUAUAUAUAUAUAGCGCCAUUUUUUCUGAUGUAGCGGUAAUACAUGAGCCCCAUACAUCCUCACUCAAUUAACGCAGAGAGUGGCCCAGAUCUGAUUCCAGUACUCAGAGGGAGACGCCACGCAUCCACUGAAAUGAAUUGGCGCUACAGAAAUGUCCAAAGUUAACUAAGACUUGGAAUGAUUGGGAUGUGGAAUGCCUAAUUUUGGUAUGUGGGAGGGGGGAUAUCAAUUACACUUAAGGGAAUUGUCCAUGUGAUAGAGUUGCCAGUGAUCCCUUCAGAGAAGAGUUUUCUGUAGUCCGGCACGGCAGAGGUUAACGCUUUGUACGUGUAUUUUUGAAGCGCUUGUGGACCCAAAUGUCAUCAAUCACUUAUUUAUUCUCUGUUCAAUGAUAUUAAAAUGCCGCAAAAUCAUUAAAAAACUA
Messenger RNA from Hyla sarda, 5068 nucleotides. RefSeq names its product BarH like homeobox 1 (gene BARHL1). The record is from RefSeq and is a predicted model, not a curated record. Gene Ontology annotation, biological process: regulation of transcription by RNA polymerase II. Bases 1691 to 2668 code for a protein of 325 amino acids. Gene Ontology annotation, molecular function: DNA-binding transcription factor activity, RNA polymerase II-specific; RNA polymerase II transcription regulatory region sequence-specific DNA binding. Gene Ontology annotation, cellular component: nucleus. The transcript is spliced from 3 exons. NCBI's taxonomy places the organism in Eukaryota, Metazoa, Chordata, Amphibia, Anura, Hylidae.